This is a messenger RNA of Glycine soja, 3297 nucleotides long. RefSeq names its product protein FAR1-RELATED SEQUENCE 5-like. Lineage: Eukaryota; Viridiplantae; Streptophyta; Magnoliopsida; Fabales; Fabaceae. Gene Ontology annotation, molecular function: zinc ion binding. The record is from RefSeq and is a predicted model, not a curated record. Bases 372 to 2951 code for a protein of 859 amino acids. Gene Ontology annotation, biological process: regulation of DNA-templated transcription. The transcript has 5 exons.
UCUUUUCUUUAAUCGGUGCAACUAUGCGUUUUAUCUGCUAAUCUCCGAAGAGGAGCAGAAUCGUCUUCUCCAUCGUGUUAGGGUUUGCGGAGUUGUUAUUUCCCUUUGUUUUGUUUCUUCGUACUCAGGGAUAGAAGCAGCUCCAAUCCAAAUCAUGUGUUUUUGCAACUAAUUAACUCUGCAAUCCAACGUCACAUCACGGCGUCGCAGUUCCUCCAAUCUUUCACUAAAGAUUAUGGACAGUGUCGUGCGUCCACUGCACGAUAUUUUGUUCCUUUCCGUCGAUCACGUGCUCUGCCUCUGACCUCCAACCCUAAUUUCACUCUUCGUCGUCUCAGUUCCCGCCUCUCCAAAGCUACUGGUUUUUAAUAAUGGAUGGGGAUCAAAACGAGUUGGGUACUGUGGGUGAAGGGAAUGUUGAUAUUGGACCUCAGACGUUGAAUAACUUGGACUUGAAUGUGGAGCAGAACUGUUGCAGCUCAAAUGUUGCUCACGCUAGUGACACUCAAUCCUGUCAUCCUUCUUCAGCAAAUGUACUUAGCGGUGAUACUGUAUUGGGAAUUGGUACGGAAUUUGAGUCCGAUGAUCAUGCAUACCAAUUCUAUAACAAGUAUGCCAGAUUGUUGGGUUUCAAUGUUAGAAAAGAUUGGAUAAAUAGGAGUAAGGUGCAUGGUCAAGUGGUGUCUAGGAAGUUUACUUGCUCCAAAGAGGGAUAUCGCAGGAAAGACAAAAGAGAUGCUAAUGUGAAGAAACAUAGGAAGGAAACGAGAUCUGGCUGCUUGGCACAUAUGAUUGUCACUCGGCAACCAGAUGGUAAAUACCAGGUCACCCAUUUUGAAGCACAACAUAAUCAUGACAAUAUAAACUCUAACUCUAACAGUGCUAACAUGUUAAACUUGCAAAAUGAAUUUAGUGUUGCUCAAGCUGUGGAAGCUGACUCAAACAAUAGUUUGGGACCUAAAUCAAAGUCAGCACUAGAUGUGUUGAAUAAAAAAACAAGUGCCCGUGAAUCUCUUGAUCUACUUUCAAUGAAUUAUGAUAAUUACCUUCAUUAUGCGAGGGAAAGAGAUAUGAAGGAAGGAGAAGCAGGGCGUUUGCUUGGUUACUUCCAAAGGCAACACUUUGAAAAUCCAACAUUUUUUUAUGCCAUACAGCUUGAUGUUGAUGACAAGGUUAGCAAUAUUUUUUGGGCUGAUGACAAUAUGGUGGUGGAUUAUGAACAUUUUGGUGAUGUAAUUUGUUUGGAUACAACUUGCAGAACAAACAAAGAUCUUCGGCCAUUUGUACAGUUUUUAGGUAUUAACCAUCACAGACAAGUGUUAAUCUUUGCUGCUGCUUUUCUGUAUGACGAUUCCAUUGAAUCAUAUAAUUGGCUAUUUCGAACUUUCAUUAGUGCAAUGUCUGGGAAAAAGCCAAAGACCAUUCUCACAGAACAAGAAGCUGUAAUUAUUGAAGCCAUCAAUACGGUUUUAUCUCACACAAACCAUUGUACAUGUGUAUGGCAGUUGUAUGAGAACACUUUGAAACACCUCAGCCAUGUUGUUAAAGAUGCUGAAUCUUUUGCAAACGAUCUAAGGAGAAGUAUUUAUGACCCCAAGGAUGAGGAAGAAUUUACUCAUGCUUGGGAGGCUAUGCUGGAGAAGUAUAAUCUCCAGCAAAAUGAAUGGCUGAGAUGGAUUUAUAGAGAAAGAGAGAAAUGGGCUGUUGUCUUUGGUCAGAAUACAUUUUUUGUAGACAUCAAAGGCUUUCAUUUAGGUGAGAUUUUGUCUAAAAAAUUUAGAAAUUAUCUAAAUCCUGACCUUGAUGUGCUUCAAUUUUUUAAGCAUUUUGAAAGGGUAGUAGAUGAGCAGCGUUACAAAGAAAUAGAAGCUAGUGAGGAAAUGAGCAGGUGUUUGCCAAGGCUAAUGGGUAAUGUGGUUUUGUUGAAGCAUGCAAGUGAUAUUUAUACUCCAAGAACAUUUGAAGUAUUUCAGCGAGCAUACGAGAAGUCUUUAAAUGUUCUUGUUAACCAACACAGUAGAAAUGGAUCAUUGUUUGAGUACAAAGCAAAUACAUUUGGGCAUACUAGACAAUACAAUGUCACCUUCAAUUCUUCUGAUGACACAGUUGUCUGCAGUUGUAUGAAGUUUGAGCGUGUUGGUAUUCUGUGUAGCCAUGCACUAAAAGUUCUUGAUCAUAGAAACAUAAAAGUAGUUCCAUCUCGGUACAUCUUGGAUAGAUGGACAGGACAUGCAAGGUUGGGAAAUCUUAGGGAGAUUAGGCAAUGUAAAAUGCAAGAUAAUCCUAACAUGGUUGUCACAAGCUGUUACAAAGAUUUGUGCAACAGACUGCUCAAGUUAUCAGCAAGAGCCUCUGAAUCUAUGGAGGCUUAUCAGUUUGCCGCAAGGCAACUUGAUGAAGUGAUGAUAGGAGUGGAGAAAAUCUUGACAUUAAAAGUUGAGCAACGUCAAGUUAUCACCUCAAGUAAUAUUGAUGCAAAUGCUUCAGAAAAUGAGCCUGCAGAGAUCUUUCUGAAUGGACAUUCAAUUGAGGAUCAGGAUGAAAGUAACAGAGCAAAUGGAGGAAAAGACAGGAGAGCUACAUCAGAUAGGGGCUAUCUAACAACCAUGACUUGUAAUGGAGCUGAUUCUGAUAGGAUUUUGAAUGUAGAAGUAUCUCCACCAAAUACCGUUGUAUGCAUUUCAAGCCCCUCGUCUGCAUAUGUUUCAUCUCAUUCUGCAACACCAAAUCCCAUUCUGCAGGGUUUGUACGGUUUUGAAGCCAAUCAAGUGGUUCACUGCAUGUAUGAACAGACUAAUCAUGUGCUCGACCAUCAAUCUAAUUCUAACACCUUACAACCACCAAACAUCUUUUCUAACCAACAGGAUUCUCCUGGUCAAUCUCAGCUGCUGCAGGAGCCUAUAAUCCAGAGCACAUACCAUGCGUCCAUGCUCAGCAAUAAUCAGAUGUGACAGGGGAUGGAUCUUGACAUCCGAAAUCCACAUUCCUCUUCGUUCUUGCUGUAUGACCAUAGAUACAGAAGUUCCAAGUCUGCAUGAAGUACAAGGGGAGAACAUGGUUAAAUCAUUUUCCUCUAAUACUCUUUUGGUAGGGCCAAUAUUUUUGCUGUACAGUGGGGAUUGAUCUAGUCAUAAGCAUUGAAAACAGAUUCAUCCUUCUUUCUUUGUAAAUAACCAAACAUUCAUCAUACCAUAUUGUGUAGCUCAUAUGAACAUUACUUAAUUGAAUGCGAUGGCCACACAACUUUUUUGGAAUGAAAGCUAACAUAUAUCUACAAAUAUAUUUAUAUUUUUUUUG